AUGCUUCCCGACGCCCCACGCGUGUUCCAGAUGCUGAGUCGGGGUCUGGACAAACGCGACGCCGAGGACAACAGCUCCCACCCUGCGACGAAAGAAUCCAGCGCUCCCACCGCCUCGGAUGAUCUCACCCAGUCUGUCUCUCAACUGAACGUGGAGGAUAGCACGGAACCUGCGUCGAAACUCUACAUCUUGGCCGAUACCUCCUACGGCACCUGCUGCGUCGACGAGGUGGCCGCGGAACAUGUCAACGCAGAUGUAGUCGUGCACUACGGACGGUCCUGUCUGUCCCCGACGGCACGGCUACCGGUCAUCUACGUCUUCACGAACAAACCCUUGUCCCUCGACCCUGUGGUCCGCGCCUUCAAAGAGACCUACCCAGACCCAGCAAGCAAGGUCAUCCUCGCGGCCGACGUAACCUACUGCGGCCACCUACCCGCUCUGCACAAACGCCUGUCCGAGGAGGGCUACACGAACCUGUUUGCAACGGAAGUCGUGCAUAACCCGUCGUCUGCCAUCCCCAACCGGACGGUGCCAGAUUCGGUGCGCGAAGCCCCCGAGUCCCUGUCCGACUGGCAGCUUUUCCACAUCUCUGACCCACCCACUGCCCCUCCUCUUGACCCUUGCUUCCCGCGUCGCCGCCAUCCACAUCUAUCCCACGGACGGCCCGACAAGCGACAACGUCAAGCCGCUGCCAGCAUCCUCGGCGAUUGCUCUGCGUCGUCGCUAUGCCAUUCUCACGUCCCUCACCACCGUCCCCAUCUUCGGUAUCCUGGUGAACACCCUGAGCGUGAAGAACUACCUGCACAUCGUGGACCAUGUGAAGGGGAAGAUUGCCGCGGCUGGCAAAAAGAGCUAUCUAGCGACGCGGAGCGAGUCUGGACCGGCGCGUGGCAGAGCGACUUCCAGAGCGUUCUCGACCAGCAACAAGCGGCGGCCGCACAAGGGGCGGAGGCCGAGAAGAAUGCGACAGCCGACGGCGAAGACGACGAGGAGUCAGAACCCGAGUCCGCGCCUCCUGAAUUCGACCUGCGUACGGGGCGGUAUGUGUCGCACUCGCGUCCGAUGCGCAAUGCCGCACCCCGUGUUUCUGCGGGCGAUGCGGCGGCGUCUGCGGCCAACGGACCCUCCGCGGCGCGGGCACUGGCUAGGCGGGCCAAGGGCGAUCUGGCGAUGAUCGGCGGGACGGUGUCCCCAGGGGCGGAGUUCCUUCGAUCGCAGCGCACCUGGAAAGGGCUGGGCAGCGACUUUGAUAUUCAAUAUGAAGACGAGGGGGAGGAGCGGGACAGUACGCUGGUAGUGGAAGGGCGCAAGGGCGUUGCAAGGGGGUAUACCGUGGGAGAAUCGAUAGACCGGCAUUAA
Messenger RNA from Aspergillus terreus NIH2624, 1359 nucleotides. RefSeq lists its product as uncharacterized. Gene Ontology annotation, biological process: protein histidyl modification to diphthamide. NCBI's taxonomy places the organism in Eukaryota, Fungi, Ascomycota, Eurotiomycetes, Eurotiales, Aspergillaceae. Gene Ontology annotation, molecular function: 2-(3-amino-3-carboxypropyl)histidine synthase activity. The record is from RefSeq and is a predicted model, not a curated record. The transcript is spliced from 2 exons. The coding region runs from base 1 to 1359 and encodes 452 amino acids.